UCCGCGAGCCAAUCAAACUGUGGCAAAGCUGUUCGACUGCAGCAUUCGAAGCACAAUGGACUGAGGGGACAGGGGACAAAUGUAAUGGCAAGUAAUGGCUGGCUCUGGCUCGUGUCGAAUGUAAAUAUAAUUCAGGCCAGUGCAGGCUACGUUUCCUAGCCAUUCCUUGCAGUGUCAAACACCACCGCGUUAAAAAGUAACAGACCUAUUGGUGGAAAAUCUACAACGAUGGCCGAUGAAGGAUUUAAUCUGUACGAAUGCAUAUGUAACCAUGAGUUAGCUACGCAGCAACUGCUGUCCAUUUUACGGCAGAAUCAGAAUUAUUGCACGGAUAACGAAUGUUUUAACUUACCGCAACAACCUGGACCGCAUAACGUGCCGUCGUCCACAAACUUUCUCAUGACCUGUUUAAUUAUUGCCUUUAUAUUGAUCAUGUACGCUUUGAGACCAAACUCGCUUCGACAAGUGCAACAGGACAACGUUAAAGAUCGAGAUAACGAACGCCACUCGGACGAUGAGCCUCCUGCACCUCCACCGAUGGCAUAAUAAAAACUGCAAUAACAUAUUCUCGCGUGGUUUGAAAUAGUAGAAUCUCUUCAGCUUACAAACAAUAGCAGAGACAGAGAGAGAGAGAGAGAGAGAGAGAGAGAGAGAGGG
Messenger RNA from Dufourea novaeangliae, 657 nucleotides. RefSeq names its product small integral membrane protein 14. Lineage: Eukaryota; Metazoa; Arthropoda; Insecta; Hymenoptera; Halictidae. The transcript has 5 exons. Bases 229 to 546 code for a protein of 105 amino acids. Gene Ontology annotation, cellular component: endoplasmic reticulum. The record is from RefSeq and is a predicted model, not a curated record.